AGAAAGCAGGUGCAUCACAGUGUGUGGACAUCGACCGUCUCGACGCGUCUUCUCGCUCAUAUCUAGUCUCAUCGCAGUCGUAUUAAAACGGCUGGGAAAAUGCAGUAUAAUCGACAUCGUGUCCGCAUCAAAGGUGUUUGCUGGUGAUUCCCCCCCACUCUUGACUGAUGACUUCUCGAAAGGGGGACAGAACUGGACACUUUGGACUUUUAUUUAUUACUCAGCUCCAAAAAAUGAAAUGGUAAACGGAUGAGUCGCAUGUUACAGCAGUCAGUGAGAUUAUUCGGUGUUCAGCUGAACAUUUACUGACUCGAUACCAGCUCACCUCGGAAGGAAAGCGGAGAGUGAUACUUCAACCUCAUGCCUCCACAAAGCCAUUCAUGAGUCAAGGCUUGCUCCACACCAGCAGACCAGCAUGGAGAAAGUGCUCCGAACACGACAUGAAACAGGAGCGGCAGAUGAGAACGACCCUCUAACUCAAGGGAAGACCCCAUUAGCGGGGAGUGCUGACUUGGGACAUGAAUGUUGCAAAUGUAAUGGUUUGAUCAAUACCCACAACUUAAUGGUGGAGACUAAGGAAGGACUGGUGUCAGUCUAUUCUGCCCCACAGUACCAGGGCCAUGUGGUGUCCAAGAACAUAAAUGGGACACAGGACGGUCGAGGACCCCCACAGUUGCUCAACCCCAGCGCCCUGCCCCAGGCUAUAGACCCUUACUACAGACCCAGCCUCCUUCUGUACCCCGAGAGCGUGCUGAGAGCAUGGGGAGAGGCGGGGGACUGCUGCGAGACCACCUUCAUUGAGGAGAUGACCCCGGCCUCGUCCGGCUCCGCUGUCACUAGAGACAGACUUCUGUUCACCGACAGCAAGCUUCUGGAUCUCUCAGUGGAAGACGCCAAGAUCCAGACGCUCUCCUAUGAUGUAGAUGAAGAUGAUGAGGAAUUUCAGGAACUCGAGAGUGAGUACUCAAGUGACUCAGAGAGCGAAGACAAUUUCCUCCUGAUGCCUCCGAGGGACCACCUGGGCCUCAGUGUUUUCUCCAUGCUCUGCUGUUUCUGGCCCCUGGGCAUCGCAGCUUUCUACCUGUCUCACGAGACUAACAAAGCGCUGACUAAAGGAGACUUUCACCACGCCAGCUCCAGCUCCAGACGUGCACUCUUCCUCGCCGUGCUGUCCAUCACCAUCGGGACAGGCAUCUAUGUGGGUGUGGCUGUGGCCCUUAUCGCAUACCUCUCCAAAAACAAUCACUUGUAGCCUUCCCAUGCCCAAAACCACUCUCAUGUUCGGAUAAAGACUGGGAUCUAAUUCUGGGAUCUGCUUUUUGGGAAACAUCCAAUGGUCACGAUACAGGACUCACCAGCAAUGUGUUCCACUCCUGCACUUUUAAAAGUCGUGUUUCCAUUUCGUUGGGAAGAUCAUCGUUUGUGUAAAUGGUCUUGAACACUUUUCUGCAUUUACAUGUGAAUGUGCCGCCACUAUUGUUUUUUUGCGCUCAGUGUUUGUGCAAGUGCAAAUCUAAUGCUACACACACAAGAUUUUGGCCAAGUUAAAGUCAAUAUGAAAUCAAAACUGGCCUGAUUUAUUUUCUUAAUGCAUGCUAUUAAAAGUAGUUCUUCCAUAUUGUGCACGUUUUUCCAAAAAAAAAAAAAAUUCACCAAAAUGGAUUUAUUUGCUCUGUCACUGCAUAACGUUCCUUUUUGUCAUCAGAUGGAUGGCCAAUUCUGGCAAUUUCCAGUGGAUGAAAUCAGGGGCCGGUUGCACCAGCUGUGCGCAAGUUACAUUGCAUAAUUUUACAGUAAAAGUGCAUUAAUUAACAAUUUUUUACUAUUAAAUAGUUUUGAAUUGCACCAACUCUACCUAUAAACUAAAUAUUUACUAAAUAAGCCUCCAAACAGAAGUAACAGUAACAGCAGAAUGAUUGAAUUGCAUCGAUAAGGUCAUGUUUUACCUGACAAACUUAAUUUUUUUUAGACUUACAUGAUGUAGAGGUGAGCAAUAUCUUUUAGGAUUAUUUUAAUGAUAAUUUAACAAUAUUUGGCAUGUGUUUUUGUGCUAGCACCUUGUUUAGGCUGGUUUAGGGCUAUCAUGGAUAAAUAUGACACUAAAACCUCCAGUCAGUCCCUGUCUUAAUGAGUGAUUCAUUGAAUGAUGUGUUCAAAACAGCUGAUUCGUUUAGAAACUAAGCAUGUGACUGGCUGCAUCUGAAAUCUCACACUUACCUACUAUAUAGUAGGCGAAAAACAAAACAGCGCAUCACAAUUGAUGUUUUAUUAACAUCAAGACAGAGAAGGGGGUGGGUGAGCCCUUCCUCUAGACAGCUCGCCAAAUAUGCAUACUAUUUUCGUAAUCGGAAUAUAUGUAAGUGCGAACUCAUGAAAAGAAGCAUGUCCGAAUGCACGGUACUCAUAAAAGAGUAGGCAAAAAGUACCUGGAUGACCUACUACUUCUGGUGUGAUUUUGAAGUGUGCAUCCAGUGGACCGUUCAUUAUCCCGUGAUGCCACAGGAGAGGAUUUAUGAAUGGCAGUGGUGCGAUACUAGGUCAUGUGACAUUAACAACAGGCUGAAUGCGGUAUAUACAAAUUGCAUUCAUACAACACACAUUUAUACUAUAUAGAACAAACUCUUUUUGCAGUCGCAAAGUAAAAGUUCCUACUCA
This is a messenger RNA of Cyprinus carpio (common carp), 2655 nucleotides long. Its product is annotated as synapse differentiation-inducing gene protein 1-like. Gene Ontology annotation, biological process: positive regulation of synapse assembly; synaptic vesicle clustering. NCBI's taxonomy places the organism in Eukaryota, Metazoa, Chordata, Actinopteri, Cypriniformes, Cyprinidae. Gene Ontology annotation, cellular component: synaptic vesicle membrane; intracellular membrane-bounded organelle; postsynaptic density membrane. The record is from RefSeq and is a predicted model, not a curated record.